This is a messenger RNA of Petromyzon marinus (sea lamprey), 8295 nucleotides long. RefSeq names its product HEAT repeat containing 1 (gene HEATR1). Gene Ontology annotation, biological process: positive regulation of transcription by RNA polymerase I; maturation of SSU-rRNA from tricistronic rRNA transcript (SSU-rRNA, 5.8S rRNA, LSU-rRNA). Gene Ontology annotation, molecular function: snoRNA binding. NCBI's taxonomy places the organism in Eukaryota, Metazoa, Chordata, Hyperoartia, Petromyzontiformes, Petromyzontidae. The record is from RefSeq and is a predicted model, not a curated record. Gene Ontology annotation, cellular component: 90S preribosome; small-subunit processome; t-UTP complex.
GCCGACUUCUUAUCCUUCGGUUAAUUGUCUCAUCUUUGUGUUAUUGUUGUUGUUACAAUGUUCACGCGUUUACCGAGUCGCGCUUUAUCCGCCCCGCUGCCUUCGCGUUGUUAUUGUUCACACACAGUCUUGGGUAUAAUUGUGGUAAAUGUGCGACUUACACGUGGUUCCGGCCUAAGGCUUGCCGAGUGAGUUAUUCGGGAUUCCUCCACCGAUGAGGCUUCAAGAGCCAAACAGACUCGGACAGUUUGUCUUUAAAUUAAUUAAGAGUGUUCGUUCAUAUAUACCCUGUCUACUCCGCUGCUGGAUGAAGCCCGCCACGCCGUUACCUGCUUGAACCAUACUUCACCACGCUGGUCAAUGCGGGUUGGUGAAGGGUCGCGGGGGGUGAGGGGAGGUUCAUGGCGAGGACUCCCAGGGCCACUGAUGCUAGCGCGUGCUCUGGAAUUGAAUCGGAAUCUUUAUUCGUACUGGAGGAAUCCGAUGAGCUGUUAAGCUCUUUUUUUCUUUCACAGACGUCCAGAAAGGUGGCGGGUCAGAAAGUUACAACAAACAAUACAGUACUAAAAAAACCGACAGGGAGUGAAACGUUUAGCAAAGUAUUUUUAAACGGAGCCGGUGAAGAUGACGUCCCUCGCCAAUCAGCUGCGCCGCCUGGCGCUGCCGCAGACGGACCAGAGUCUGCUGAUGCGCAAGGAGCGCGCGUCGCUGCUCUUUGACCCCAAGGAGGCGGCCUCCCUCGAUGGCGACUUCUUCCACGCGAUCGGCUGCACCGGACUGGAGGAGCUGGCGGGAAUCGAGCCGGCGUUCGACGACUUCCGCGACACGCUGUUCAGCGAGGCGUCCAAGCGGAUGGAGCGCAGCGUGCAGAGCCGCGACGUGAACGCGCGCCUCGACGAGAGCAUCGCGCUCUUCCUCGCGCGUCUCUCGCCCUUCUUCCUGCUCCGCCCCGCGCACAAGUGCCUCGAGUGGCUCCUCUACAGGUUCCACAUCCACCAGUACAACACGGAGGCACUGAUCGGCUGCGUGCUGCCCUACCACGAGACCAAGGUCUUUGUGAGGGUCGUGCAGCUGCUAAAGAUCAGCGAGCCUACGCACCGCUGGCACUGGCUCCACCCUUUGCAGAAACCGGGAGUGCCUCUGUCGCGGAGCACGCUCGUCAUGCAUUGCUACAAGGACCUGGGCUUCAUGGAUUUCAUCUGCGGCCUGGUCACGCACGCCGUGCAGGUGUUCGGCGAGCAGCCGUCGGCCGCAUGCCAGCUUCGCGUCCUCUUCUCCUUCUACUCGUCCACGCUGGUGGCGGCGCUGGAGGCCGACCGCGUCACCGACACCGUCGUGGCCAAGCUGCUGCCCCAUGUCCAGAAGGGCUUGCGCUCGGGCCUGACGGACUACUGGGCGUCGUCACUCAUGCUGGUGGCGCAGCUGGCGGUGCGCGCCACGCUCGAGCAGUCGCUGGCCGAGACCCUGACCCUGCAGCUUGUGCGCUCGCUGGCGCGGCGGCGCAGAGACGCGGAGACGCGCGACGGCGUCGCCUGCCUCAUCGUGCUGCUCCAGACGCAGCCCAGCAGGACGCUCAAAAAGAAGCCGUUCAACUGCCUGUGCUCGCUGGACGGGCUGCUGGAGACCCUGCGGGAGCUGGGCGCCACACACGACACUGCCCCGCUGCUCCGUGCCUUCCUGCCGCCCCUUGUCUCCGCCGCGCUUCAGCCGGUGCUGGCACCAAAUGACGCCGACGAUGGUGAAGCUGCCAAGGAUCUCCCUGCUCCAGAGAAACUCCUCCUGCGUCUCGUCCGGGACAUUCCGCUGGACCGCGGCAUCGACACGCAGCUCAUACGGCUGUUGCUGGAGGGCUACAUGAGGAGGAGGGGAGUCGACUCAGCACAAGAGAGGGAGGAGGGCGGGGCAUCGGAUGGGCUCGCCGUCCUGCACCAGCGCCUCCUGCCCAUCCUGCGGACGCUCGAGAAGAGGUACACGGAGAGCUGGGACCAGGUGAUGGCAGCUCACCUGCACGGGGAGAGCGCCGGCACAGGGAAGGAAGCAUUCCACGACUUUAUCUCGCUGGGCGCCGCCAGCGGGAAGCACCAGCUGGUGCCCGACUCGGACACGUCGCUGCUGCUCAGCCUGCACCACCCGCAGGAGGUGGUGCGCUGCCUCGCACUCUCCCACCUCUGCACUCUGGUGCUGUCCGGCAAGGAAGGCUUUGGUGAGGAGUUCCUGACGGAGGCCGUGUGCAGCCGUCUCCACGACGACACGCCCGCUGUCGUGACCGCGGCGCUCGCCGCCCUAACGACGCUCGGUGGACGGAUCUGCUCGGUGGAGGCGAAUUCGGUGCUCGUCAAACUGAUACAGAAAAUCGGGAGGCUGGAGCAACCCGAGCGAUGGAGGAGCGUGUUCCUCGAGUCGGUGCGGGUGCUGACCAGCCAGGCCGCAUCCCUCGCCGACAAACGGUGGCGCGACAUCGUGGCCCUGGAGUUGCUGCCCUACGCGCUGCCUCUUAUGGCGCCGCGCGACCUGGCGCCCGCACUCGCCGUGGCGCAGUCGCCCCUCGCCCGCAGCCACCCGCUGCUGCGUGGCCUCGACAAGGUUCUGUCAAGGCUGAACGCGAACAGCAAGAAGGUGGAUCCGGAGUCUGUGGGCACCGUGGAAGCGAUCAAAGUGCUGGCUCAGAACCUGGUGGCGAUGGAUCCUGUGUCCCGCGAGGAGACGGUGGAGCAGCUGCUUGCGAGAGUCCAGCUUCGCGACCCCGCCCCGCGCCAGCAGCUCCUGUUCCACGCGACGGUGCUGAUGCUGACGGAGGCGGCGCGGACGGUCGAUGCCGAGGGGCCGCGGCCCGGCGAGCGGUCCAGCAAGGGGGCCGGGGAGGGGGCUGGUGAGGAGGGGUCUGGCUACCGUGAGCACCUGCAGCUCGCGGUGCGUGCCUUCUGCCUGCUGGAGGAACGGCUGCACAGGCUGACGGCCGACACCUUCAAGCAGGAGGCGCAGGACUUUCCGUCAGCCAUGGCGGAGACGAGCGCCGGCGGGCUUCUCGCGCCGGCGUUUGUUGCGGGGAUGCUGCGCGCUGUGCAGAACACCUCCGGGGAGCUGGACGUCACCUUCGUGUACGUGCACGAGCUGCGUGGACUCGUCACCACCCUGCAGCCCCCACGGCGCCACGACGAUGGCUUGACCUGGUGGAACGUGGAGUCGCUGGACGAGGCCACCAGGGGGUACCUGUGCCUGCUGGUCGGGCUGUUCGACGUGGUUGUGGCCGGCGCCACGGAGGGCACCGGUAACACCGGCGCCGCUUUCCGCCAGCUUUUGUUCUCGCUGCUGCAGGUUCACCUCCCAUCGGCUUCGGAGCGCCUGCGCUUCUUGGGCCUCGUGUGGAGCAGCGCUUGCGACCACAGCCGCCGGCUGGGCCGCCCGCCGUGCGCGCUAAUGCAGGCGCGGGCACUGCACGUGGGCGCCACGCUGCUCGGCGCAGCGCCGGACGCCACGCCCACAGCCGUGGCGGUGCCAGCAAUGGUGAGCCUGCUCGCGGCGCUGUCCAGCCCGCUGGGUGCGGUGCGCGCUGCCUCCCUGCGCUGCGUGCGCGCACUGCUGGGCCCCGACGCCUCCGCCGCCAGCGCCAUGCCACUGCAGCCCCUGGCGGCCGCCCUGCUGGCGAGCGAGGAGGAGAUUGUCGCCGACCCUGCACACACGGCGCAGGCACUGGGGCUGCUGUUUGAGUCUCAAGCGAAGGAGGGGAGGGGUCGUGGUGAUCGGCAUGCGGGCGUGGCGCUGGCAGUCAUGCUGUCGUGCAUGGCCAGCACCGAGUUCCCGUCAUACGUGGCGCGCGCCGCCCUGCACAGCCUUGAGCACGUGCACGGCCCCAAGGUGCUGUCUCUGCUGCUGCCCGUACUGGAGCGUCUGCUGCUCAAAUUAUACGGGCGACCGUGCGACGGCGCGUCGGACGGCACCAGCGCAACAGGCUCCCCCGCCGCCGCCGCCGCCGCCUCCUCCCUCCAGCGCGACGAGGAGUUGCUCGCCCAGCUGGUGCUGGCCAAGUUCGACUCCAGCUCAUGCCACCUGUUCUCCAGCGACCCGCGCUGCAUGGAGCUGCUGGUGCGGGCGCUGAGAGCGCCACCCGACCCCGUCACGGGCCGCUCCGCCCUGCAGCUGACGGCGCUGGCGCGGAUCACCAAGGAGUUCUUCUCGGCACUGCCGAGCGCGGAGCAGCAGCAGACGGUGCUGCGGGUGCUCUUCGACCUCCUGGCCGACUGCGCCACCCCCGGCAUCGCCCAGGCCAUCGGCAGCGCCUUCAAGGGGCUCGUGGUCGAUGCGGAGCAAGUGGCGCUCGAGCUGGUGCCCACGAAAUCGACGGCCAAAUCGGGCACCACCGUCGCCCAGGCUCGGAGGCGGAAGGAGCAGCAGCAGCUGCACGAUGGGGGUGAGGACAUGGAGUCGCGUGGCUGGCGCCGCUCCACGCUCAUCCUGGAGAUGCUGCAGCACAAGAAGAAGCUCCGUCGCCCAGAGGCGUUGGUGUCGCCCUUGUUUGGGCUGCUGGAGCGGUGCCUGGAGGCGAGUGCGGAGGACCCGGAGGCGAUGGAGUACGUCAAGCAGCUGGUGCUCGCGUGUCUGCUCAACGCAUGCACGCGCCUCUCCCCCAACGGCGCGCCGCUGCCACCCGGUCUGGUAGACGAAGACAAAUUCAGUGUGGAGCUGAUCGUGCGGUGCGUGCGAUCGUCACGCACGCCGCAGACACACCACCACGCGCUGCUGCUGCUGGGAGCCACCGCCUCCAUCUUUCCCGAGAAGGUCCUGCACAACAUCAUGCCCAUCUUCACCUUCAUGGGCGCCAGCGUCAUGCGCAUGGACGACACCUACAGCUUCCAGGUCAUCGGCAAGACGGUGGAGACGGUCAUCCCCGCGCUCAUCAAGGCCGGCGGGCGCACCGGCGCGGACGUCGACGGCGCCGUGACGCGGGUGAUGCGCGUGUUCGCCGAGGCGUGCCCCUACAUGCCCGAGCACCGGCGCGCGCCCGUGCUGGUGCAGCUCGCGCGCACCGUGGGGCCUGACCGCUUCCUCUGGGCGCUGCUGCUGCUGGCGCUGGAGCUGCGCGUGACGCGCGGAGCCGACACGCGCGACGCGCCCCCCGGAGCGGACGAGCGUGCCGUGGCGCCCUCGUUGGCUGCCGGGGACAAGGACGUGGAGGCGGAGAGGGAAGUGGAAUUCUGGGUAACGCUGUGCGGCGAGUUCAGCCCGGCCGUGCAGCUGACGUCGCUGGUGAAGGUGGUGCAGUACCUGGCGGCGCUGCCACAGGAAAAGGAAGACGUGCCGGACGAGCAGCCCAAGCCGACCGCUCGAGCUGCCAGUCACGCCUCCAGGGGCAGACGUCCGGCACCGGCGGUGGCCGCCGGCGCGGAGGCGGAGGGGUCUGGCCUCUUCAGCGUGAGCGCCCACUCCGCCAAGCAGCUGCGCCACUUCAAGUUCACGGCCGUCUCCUUCCUCUCCCAGCUGCUCGGCUCCCCGACCUUCAUCGCCAAGGUGGCCAAGUGCACCCCCGCGGAGCUGGAGGAGCUACGGCCGCUGGAGCAGAGCCUCCUGGAGCAGAUCCUGUGCUACAUCAACCAGGUGGCGCAGUGCGUGGAGGAGAACGGCGAGCAGCCCGCGGCGCGGUUCUGGCGAGCGAUGCUCAACCGAGCCUACGAUGGCAUGGACAAGGUGAACGCGCUGAUGCCUACGGAGUCGUUCGUGCCGGUGGUGCGGGGGCUCAUGGGGAACCAGCUGCCGUCCGUGCGCCGCAAAGCCAUGGAGCUGCUUAACAGCAAGCUGCUGCAUCACCGUGCCAGCUGGAGCAACGCGCAGGUGGAGCUGCUGCUGGAGGUGCUGGAGCUGCUGUUGGAGGUGUGCGGGCGCCAUCGCCACCACCGCGAUCACGCCGCCGCUACAGCGAAGCCGCUCGCUGACGGCGACGCCGACGAGCCUGAGCAGGCGGUGAACCGGCAGACGGCGCUCAUGAGCCUCAAGCUGCUUUGCCGCAGCUUCGGGGCGGAGCGCCCGGCACGCUUCUUGCCCGUGCUGGCGGCCGCCGUGCAGCUGCUGGAGGAGGGCGCCGACGAGGACGUGAACGUGCUGGCCGGCGCUUUGCUCUGCGCCGCCGAGACGGCCACGGCUGUGCGGGUGCUCGCCGUGCCGCUGCUGCCCAGGCUGCUGCCGAGCAUGCUGGGAUUGAUGAGCAGCAGGAAGGAUCUGUUGACCCACGACCUCUAUCUGCUGAGCGCCAUUACCGCCCUUCAGCGUGUCUCUGCCACCCUGCCGUACUUCCUGAGCCCCUACCUGCUCGACAUCCUCAUGGAGCUGACGCACGUGCGGACGAUCGUGCCGGUGGCCGGGCCGCACGUCGCCCAGCUGCAGCAGCGGCUGACGCAGCUGCAGGCGACGCUGGCGCACGAGCUGCCGGCACGUGUGCUACUGCCCGCCAUGUCACGCGCCUACGACCGCAUGCUGCUGCUCCACCGAGAGGGCUGCCUGGGCCCCCUGUUCUCGGUGCUGACCGAGCACCUGGCCCACAUCGGCAAGGAGGAGCUCGCCUCGCACCAGGCCGAGCUGACGGCGCUCUUCACCAAGGCCCUCGACUUCCGCGCCGAGCACGCCCAGGACUCCCUCGACCGUGUGGGCGACGUGGAGGGCCACGUGAUAACGAGUCUCGUCGCCAUGGUGAUGAAGAUGUCAGAGGUCACCUUCAGACCGCUCUUCUUCAAGCUGUUCGACUGGGCGAGUGGGGAGGACCGCCCGAGCGAGCGCUUGCUCACCUUCUACCGCAUGUCGGAGCGCGUCGCCGAGCGCCUCCGUGGCCUCUUCGUGCUCUUCGCCGGCCACCUCGUCAAGCCGUGCGCGCACCUCCUCAACCGCCUCAACGUGGCCCUGCCCGAUGAGAAGGCGGUGUUUGGCCACGCUGGUGAUGAAGCGGCGGACGAGAGGAACCAGCUGCUACUGCAGCUGGUGCUCGACUGCCUGCACAAGGUGUUCCUGUACGACACGCAGCGCUUCCUGACGGAGGAGCGCGUCCACACGCUAAUGCUGCCGCUCGUCGACCAGCUGGAGAACACGCUGGGCGGUGACGACGUCUACCAGCAGAGGGUCGCGUGCCACCUCGUGCCGUGCAUCGCGCAGUUCGCCGUGGCCAUGGGCGACGACACGCUGUGGAAGCCGCUCAACUACCAGAUCCUGCUCAAGACUCGCCACACCUCGCCCAAGGUCCGCUUUGCGUCGCUGCUCGUGCUGCUGGAGUUUGCGACGCGGCUGCGCGAGAACUUCACGGUGCUGCUCCCCGAGACGAUCCCCUUCCUCGCCGAGCUCAUGGAAGACGAGUGCGAAGAGGUGGAGAAGCAGUGUCAGAAGACGGUGCGCGAGCUGGAGGCCAUCCUGGGGGAGUCACUGCAGAGCUAUUUCUGAGCACCCCCGCCCACAGCUCCCACCGCCACCGUCAUCCGGGUCUCGUCCGGCACGCAACACUACUCCACGCUUUGCGCGUGGAGUCCGCGCGGUGGAUCGUUCCGUGCGACCGGGCCCAGCCCCGCAGCCGGCGCCCGGAUCGGGACAAAACUACGGGGAGAAUGGGACCGCCGGGAACAUCGUGCCGGGAGACGGGCUUUGGGACGGGAUGGGCAUAGACGCUCGGCCGGAUGAAGAGUCUCGAUGCCGUCGCUGGGCCGUGUGGGUCGUUAACCAGAGUCUCUAUUUAUUUAGAUUUUUUUUUUAAUAUAGUUUUUAAACACAUUUUGCCUUUUGCCAGAUUUCACGGCGAUCGGGGCUCGUACGUAGCCCCUUGCCGCAGCCACCAGAGGCCGCUGCGUUCGCGCGAUGCCGAUAGCGAAUUCAGAAAAAAAAACGAAGUGAAAGUUUAUCAACUCCCUACACUCACAUUGAGUAACCAUGAUGGUAACAGUGAUGGUAACGACGAGUCGAUGCCCGUAAACACAUCGGGGAAACGCGGGAAGGCUGUGCGAAUAUUUGUACUGGUUUUGAGUGAGGGGGUACAUUUUAAAUAAAGGAUGUACCCUUUCUGUGUAAUCUUUGUUAUUCAUUUGUCCCCAACUAUAAAAUACACGCUUGCUGACCACGGUGGUCCAAUGUUCAGCAGCACCACUGGACUUGCAAUGCAGAGAUCUCAGGUUGCAUUCCAUCUCCCGGCGUGUCAUUUGAAACAAUGGAGCAAGUUUAUUCAACCCACCCCGGCACCCGCCUGACCAUGCCUCUCCACUCGGCAGAAUGUCGCGUGUGGUGGGGUGAAGUGUAGGUCCUCUCAUCUUCCAAGACGUCUGGCCGCCGUGG